Clonostachys rhizophaga is the source of this 1113-nucleotide messenger RNA. The record is from the annotation of a GenBank genome assembly. NCBI's taxonomy places the organism in Eukaryota, Fungi, Ascomycota, Sordariomycetes, Hypocreales, Bionectriaceae.
AUGGCUGGCAAUCUGGCGGACAAGGCCCGCGAAGAUGAAAAUGACGAGGACGAGAGCAUCGACAUAAAACUCAAGAACGAACGGACCUUGCUAUAUUGGCGGAAUAAUGGCGGAGAUGCUGGCGAUGAGUGCAGCGUUCUACCUAGUAAUUGGUCCCUUACAGCAACCGUCAGUAUGCCUCCACGAGAAAAUCCAAUAAUUUACUUUCACAUCAAGGUGAAAAAAGAGACAUUUCUCUUCAUUAUACCUCUGGGAAACGUUGAAUCAAUAUCAACCGCUCUUAGUGUGGAUAUAAAGGGCAUCCCCGGGCACUACCAUCGAACCAAAAAAUGGUGUACCGUCAACAUUCAUCUCAUGAAUCCUGGUAUAUUAGCCAAGAAGUCGGUUCCUGAAACUAUAAAUCUUGCAGAAGUACCGAGGGAGCUGAAGGAGUUGGCUUCGACCAUGAGGGUUUCUGCUCUUCUGCCUAUUAGGCACAAAAAGAAACUCGCUCGCCUUACCUCUUUCUUGAUACGCCUCGAUAAAAAUCCCGACGACAUGGGGGAUCUGCUCCGAUCCCAUGGUCCGCUGCAGAUUAUUAGAGUCAAUGAAGCUGGUGCAGACAAUCAAGCUCCACCACCCGCCUACCCAACCCAGGUGGAAAAGCAGCCGCACAACCAAGAAAAGGAGAUCUCUCCGUGUCAGAGAGUCAUAACGCCUCCGGUUGAGACUGAAGGCUGCGUAAGAGAGGGACUAGAGCGAUCAGACCAGCAGGCCAAGACUGGGCUUGAUGAUCCUUGUCAAAGCAGGACACAGGUUGAUGAAUCUCUGCUUUCCCGCAUUGAAAAACUAGAACAGAGGGUUCAUUGGAUAACAAGCGAUGUUGAUGAUGCAAACAACAAAGCUAGUGUUGCACUUUAUGACUUCCGAAAAGAGAUGAACAUACUCAUGGAGAAGUUCAGCAAGGAUGGCCAAGAGUUGGUUGACGGCCUUCGUAAAGAUCUUGAGGGACAGCUCAUGGAAGAGAUGCGCGAAAAGAGAGACGAGAUUAUGAACACCAUAUUUCAUGGUGAUAACUACAGGUUGGAUAUCUUUUUUGAUGAGAACAGACUUCAAUCAACUGAGGAAGAGUAA